Messenger RNA from Solanum tuberosum (potato), 981 nucleotides. RefSeq lists its product as uncharacterized. The transcript has a single exon. The record is from RefSeq and is a predicted model, not a curated record. Lineage: Eukaryota; Viridiplantae; Streptophyta; Magnoliopsida; Solanales; Solanaceae. Bases 1 to 981 code for a protein of 326 amino acids.
AUGUUGAAACAUCUUUCGGUCAAUGUUCCGUUUAUAGAAGCUUUGGAGAAAAUGCCUGGAUAUGCAAAAUUUAUAAAAGAUUUGGUGACCAAGAAGAGGGCAGUCAGUAUUGAGAAUGGUGAGAGGUUGCAACAUUGCAGUGCUAUUGCUACUAGGUCACUUGUCCAAAAUAAAGAGGAUCUUGGAGCUUUCACUAUUCGUUGUACCAUCGGGAUUUUACACUUUGCAAAAACUUUGUGUGAUUUGGGUGCUAGCAUCAACUUGACGUCGUUGUCCAUUUAUAAGAGGUUGGGUUUAGGGGCACAAAAACUGACUGCGAUGCGUCUACUCAUGGCUGAUAGAACUGUGAAGAAGCCCGUUGGUGUUCUCAAAGAUGUCCUUGUGAAAAUGGAGUCGUUCAUUUUUCGAGCGGAUUUUGUGAUACUUGAUUGUGAGGUUGAUUUUAAGGUUCCCAUUAUCUUAGGGAGACCAUUCCUUUGUAUUGGGCAAGCGUUAUUCGAUAUAGAGAGAGGGCAGAUGAAGUUCAGACUUAAUAAUGAGGAGGUGACUUUAAAUAUAUGUAGGUCAAUGAAGCAGAAAAGUGAUCUCAAGUUGGUAUCAGUUGUGAAUCAUAUUGUGGAGCGAGGUUAUGAAGUGUCUAUUGAAGAGAGGUUGUGUGUUGAUGCACUGGCAGCUGUAAUGAUGAAUUUUGAUGGUGAUGGUAUUGAAGACUAUGAUGGAUUAGUUGUCACACUUGAUAGGUUCAAAUUUUGUUCCAAACCAAGAAGAUUGGAGUUAGAUAUGACGAAUCACGACUCUCCGCCCACAAAACCAUAUGUGGAAGAGCCUCUAAAAUUGGAGCUCAGGGCUCUAGCAUAUCAUUUGAGGUAUGUAUUCUUGGGGAAAGAUGGCACUUUACCGGUAAUCAUUGUUGCAGAUCUGAGUGGUGAACCAAUAGAGGCAUUGGUUUCAGUUUUGAAGAGGUUCAAGCGGGAUUUUUGA